Aspergillus uvarum CBS 121591 is the source of this 747-nucleotide messenger RNA. Its product is annotated as flavin-linked sulfhydryl oxidase ERV2. The record is from RefSeq and is a predicted model, not a curated record. The coding region runs from base 40 to 747 and encodes 235 amino acids. Lineage: Eukaryota; Fungi; Ascomycota; Eurotiomycetes; Eurotiales; Aspergillaceae. The transcript is spliced from 3 exons. Gene Ontology annotation, molecular function: flavin adenine dinucleotide binding; flavin-dependent sulfhydryl oxidase activity. Gene Ontology annotation, cellular component: mitochondrion.
CUGUCUUCCUCACGGUAUAGACUAUAGAUCAGCCACUCCAUGAUGGCACACCGCCAGAUUACCCGGCCGCUUCUUACCGGCGCAUGUAUCACUAUCUUUUUAAUCUUUCUCUUCUUGGUCCAACCUCAAGGUCCGCCGAGUCCCGCCGUUCGCGCUCCUGGCCACCUCGACAAAUCCGCGCCGGCCGUGGUGUCCAAAGAUGAUUUGAUCAAAGGGGAGGUGGUGAUGCCCAAGCUCGGGAAUGCGACGGCAAAGGCGGAAUUAGGCCGUGCGACCUGGAAAUACUUCCAUACCAUGCUGGCUCGGUAUCCCGAAGAUCCGACCGAGGAGCAGCAGGAAACCUUGCGCUCUUUUAUCUAUCUCUUUGCGCGACUCUAUCCAUGUGGCGAAUGCGCUUCGCACUUCCAAGGUCAUUUGAAAAAGUAUCCCCCGCAGGUCUCGUCGCGCAAUGCGGCUGCUGGAUGGGGCUGUUUCAUUCACAACGAAGUGAACAUCAUGCUCGAGAAGCCCGAGUUCGACUGCAACAAUAUCGGCGAUUUCUAUGAUUGCGGCUGCGCGAAAGACGAAGAGGACGAGGAUGAGGACUCCACCACAAACAAGGAUCUGACUAGUGCGCGGAGGGAGGCCGAUAGCGUGGACGCAUUGCCGCCGGUCGAGAUUAACAGGGAACCGUUCGUGCUCCCUUCGUAUCCCAUGAUUAUGGAUGCCUUGCUGAUCAGCUUCCACUAUAGGACUACUCGAGGAUGA